Molecule: messenger RNA, 2656 nt
Organism: Nipponia nippon (crested ibis)
Lineage: Eukaryota; Metazoa; Chordata; Aves; Pelecaniformes; Threskiornithidae
Source: RefSeq, a predicted model, not a curated record
CCCCGGGGGCGGAGGCGGAACCCGGUCGCGGUGCCCAGCCCCUCCGUGACAGCGUCCCCCGUCUCCCCGCAGCCCCGCCGGCAUGUCGCGACCGCUGUCGGACCAAGAACGGCGAAAGCAGAUCAGCAUCCGCGGCAUCGUGGGAGCCGAGAGCGUGGCCGAGCUGAAGCGGGGCUUCAACCGGCACCUCCACUUCACCCUGGUCAAGGACCGCAAUGUGGCCACCCCCCGGGACUACUACUUCGCCCUGGCCCACACCGUGCGGGACCACCUGGUGGGGCGCUGGAUCCGCACCCAGCAGUACUACUACGAGAAGGACCCCAAGAGGAUUUACUACCUCUCCCUGGAGUUUUACAUGGGGCGGACGCUGCAGAACACCAUGAUUAACCUGGGGCUGCAGAAUGCCUGCGAUGAAGCCAUCUACCAGCUCGGGCUGGACAUGGAAGAGCUGGAGGAAAUCGAGGAGGAUGCCGGUCUUGGCAACGGCGGUCUCGGCAGGUUGGCUGGUGAGGCCCCCCGGCGCGCUUCGAUGCGAACGCUGGGGCUGGCAGCCUCCGGCUACGGCAUCCGCUACGAGUACGGCAUCUUCAACCAGAAGAUCCGGGAUGGGUGGCAGGUGGAAGAAGCCGAUGACUGGCUCCGGCACGGCAAUCCCUGGGAGAAAGCCCGUCCCGAGUACAUGCUGCCUGUGCACUUCUACGGCCGGGUGGAGCACGCCGCCACCGGCACCAAGUGGGUCGACACGCAGGUGGUGCUGGCGCUGCCCUACGAUACCCCCGUGCCCGGGUACAUGAACAACACCGUCAACACCAUGCGCCUGUGGUCAGCUCGGGCACCCAACGACUUCAACCUGCGGGACUUCAAUGUCGGAGACUACAUCCAGGCCGUGCUGGACAGAAACCUGGCAGAGAACAUAUCCCGCGUCCUCUACCCCAACGACAAUUUCUUCGAGGGGAAGGAGCUGCGGCUGAAGCAGGAGUACUUCGUCGUGGCUGCCACCCUGCAGGACAUCAUACGCCGCUUCAAAGCAUCCAAAUUUGGGAGCACGGACAGUGUCCGAACCGUGUUUGAUUCCUUCCCCGACCAGGUCGCCAUCCAGCUGAACGACACACACCCCGCCAUGGCCAUCCCUGAGCUGAUGAGGAUUUUCGUGGACAUCGAGAAGCUGCCAUGGAACAAGGCCUGGGACAUCACCAAGCGGACCUUCGCCUACACCAACCACACGGUGCUCCCCGAAGCCCUGGAGCGCUGGCCGGUGGACCUGGUGGAGAAGCUGCUCCCCAGACACCUGCAGAUCAUCUACGAGAUCAACCAGAGGCACCUGGAUCACAUCGCCUCCCUCUUCCCUAACGAUGUGGACCGGCUGCGGAGGAUGUCCCUGAUAGAGGAGGGAGGCAUCAAGAGGAUCAACAUGGCCCAUCUCUGCAUCGUCGGCUCCCACGCUGUCAACGGCGUGGCGAAGAUCCACUCCGAAAUAGUCAAGACGCAAGUCUUCCAGGACUUUGCAGCGCUGGAGCCGGAGAAGUUUCAGAACAAGACCAACGGCAUCACGCCACGGCGCUGGCUCCUGCUCUGCAACCCAGGGCUGGCGGAGCUCAUUGCAGAGAAAAUAGGGGAGGACUACGUGCGGGACCUGAGCCAGCUGAUGAAGCUGCACGAGUUUGUGGAUGACGACCUCUUCAUCCGGGAGGUGGCCAAAGUGAAGCAGGAGAACAAGGUGAAGUUCGCACUGUACCUGGAGAAGGAGUACAAAGUGAAGAUCAACCCGUCCUCCAUGUUCGACGUGCACGUGAAGAGGAUCCACGAGUACAAGCGGCAGCUGAUGAACUGCCUGCACAUCAUCACCAUGUACAACCGCAUCAGGAGGGAUCCUGCGAAGCUGUUUGUGCCGAGGACAGUGAUCAUCGGGGGCAAGGCUGCCCCAGGAUAUCACAUGGCUAAAAUGAUCAUCAAGCUCAUUAACGCCGUGGCUCAGGUGGUGAACAACGACCCCGUUGUGGGGAGCAAGCUGAAGGUCAUCUUCCUGGAGAACUACAGGGUCUCGCUGGCAGAGAAAGUGAUCCCCGCUACCGACCUGUCGGAGCAGAUUUCCACGGCGGGCACCGAGGCGUCGGGUACGGGGAACAUGAAGUUCAUGCUGAACGGAGCUCUGACCAUCGGCACCAUGGAUGGAGCCAACGUGGAAAUGGCCGAGGAGGCUGGAGAGGAAAACCUGUUCAUCUUCGGCAUGAGGGUGGAGGACGUCACGGAGCUGGACAGGGAAGGGUACAAUGCCCAGAAGUACUACAACCGGCUCCCCGAGUUGAAGCAAGCCAUUGACCAGAUUAAGAGUGGCUUCUUCUCCCCAGAGGAGCCCGACCUCUUCAAAGACGUGGUCAACAUGCUCUUCCACCAUGACCGGUUUAAAGUUUUUGCAGACUACGAGGCUUAUGUUAAAUGCCAAGAGAAGGUCAGCGAGCUGUACCUGAACUCCAAGGCAUGGACCAAGAUGGUCAUCAAGAACAUCGCGGCAGCCGGCAAGUUCUCCAGCGACCGCACCAUCAAGGAGUAUGCCCGGGACAUCUGGCAUGUGGAGCCCUCCGACCUGAAGAUCCCACCGCCCAACGAGCCCCGGGACGCGGUCGAGGACAAGACCCCCAACGGCACGGCAGCGUAG